Molecule: messenger RNA, 1293 nt
Organism: Daphnia pulicaria
Lineage: Eukaryota; Metazoa; Arthropoda; Branchiopoda; Diplostraca; Daphniidae
Product: serine/threonine-protein phosphatase 6 regulatory ankyrin repeat subunit C-like
Exons: 1
Coding region: 1-1293 (430 amino acids)
Molecular function (GO): protein binding
Source: RefSeq, a predicted model, not a curated record
AUGAGUGACCCCCGCAGGGUGAACGAAGUGCGUAAUUGCGAACCGUUGAACGGGGAUGGAGUGCUCCAUCGUUGGGCCCGUCAGAACAAUUACAAGGAACUAGCGAAGGUGCCACCGGGCCCGAAUAUAAAUUGCCGUAACAACAGGAUGGAGACCCCUUUGAUUGUGGCAGCACAAUCCAGCGCAAUCCGCGCAAUCGCAUCAUUGACAGCUCUGGGAGCUGAUUCCGACGCACAGGACGCAACAGGUAACACAGCACUGCAUUACGCGGUAAUAAAUUCGUCAGAGAGGGCAAUUGAUUCUCUCGCGUACGUUUACGCGAAUUUCAAUAUUCCCAACUCUGCCGGACGUACCGUAAUGCAUUUGCUGGCAAUUAACAAUAGCCCCAAUCUAGCAAAACAGUUAAGCCGAGACAUAUUUAGGAUAGACAUGGAAAUAAUGGACCGGGAUGGCAACACCCCAUUUAUGGCCGCUGUCAGAUAUGACAGCAGUCGUAUGGUCCAAUAUUUCCUUCAAAUUGGCUAUUGUCCUGACAAAAAAGAAAAAGAUGGCAACACGCCACUGCACGUUGCUAUUAGAUCUAUGAAUUUCGCGACUAUUAAACUGUUAGCACAACGGCCCCAUUUAAACGUCACUAAUGACGACGGCCGCAGCCCGUUGGCUGCCGCGGUCGCCAUUGGCAAUGAAAUGGCGACAGACAUUUUAUGGCGAGCUGAUGCCGACUCUAACAUCAUAGACAAGGCAGGUAACACUUUGUUACUCCUUGCAUGCGCAGGACCAUCAAUAGUAAUUUUAAAACACGUCCUAGAGCAUUGCUCUGAAGUCAGAACGCAAAAUGUAGCCGGGGACACCGCGCUACAUUUAGCAUCCGUGUCUAAGGGGCCUAAUAUCAUUUUUGAACUAUGCAAAAGGGGGGCGAAUGUAACAGCUCAAGAUUGCCUGGGAAGAACGCCCCUGAUGAUAGCCAUAAUGUCGAGUAAUCGACAAGCCGCAGCAGUACAGUUAGAAUGGCAAUUUGCCGUGGGGACAGAUUUACUCGUGAAAGUAGAUUCACAAGGGUUAAACGCGUCGCAAUAUUGUGACCUAUUCGCAGAUCAAGAAACAAAAGAAAGUAUUCGAAAGCUAGAAACGGCAUUAAGAAUUACCCAUCAAAACCCCGUCCAAACUAGGACAAUUUACUUUAACGCAGCAACGGAAAGGAUUGAUGUAGAUAACGAGGAUAACGAACCACUAGCAGAUAAUUCCGACGAUUCCACUAACUCGUCACUAGAAAUGCCAGUUCUCACCCUGUAG